UUUUUUGUCACAAUUGUCUCUGGAACCAAAAUCCUCUCCGUUAAUACACAAACGCACAUUGUCUGUCUAAAAUUAUAGCCACAUAAGGGUAGAAAGGUUGUGUCUUUUUCUUCAUUGCAGCUAUUUUGAAUUGAUAAAGUUUGUUUAAAUUCCAUCCAGUUUUUGCUUGAUUCUCUGGUUUGGCUUCUCUGUUUUUAGUUUGUGGGUUUUGGUUAAAAUUUCUUGAAAAAAUUAGAGCUAAUACGAAAGCUUUGAUUUUUAAAGGUUUUAAUCAAAUUCCCAUUUCCUCUUUCUCUUGUUUCUCUGUUUUUCCUUCUGUUUUGGUUGCUUUUUUUUUUUAAUGAUUAGCAAUGUGGGUUUUGAUUACAAAACAAAAUCAAAAUCAAAGUUGAUGCUACAGCUUUGAUUUUGCGAAGGGUUUUAUUAGAUUUAUAUAAAGUUUAUAAAUUUAUUGUUUAAAUGGGAAAGCCAACUGGUAAAAAGAAGAAUCCGGGAACGGAAACGCCUCCGGCAUCACCGAGAACGACCAUUGACAUGAGGCAAACCAAAUCCUCAAAGGCCUUUGAUGAAGACACAGCAGUUUUCAUCAACAUGUCGCAAGAACUCAAAGAAGAAGGCAACAGGCUCUUUCAAAGGAGAGACCAUGAAGGUGCCAUGUUGAAGUACGAAAAAGCCCUCAAGUUACUGCCAAGAAACCAUAUUGAUGUGGCUUAUCUACGCACCAACAUGGCUGCUUGCUAUAUGCAAAUGGGUCUUGGUGAGUAUCCUCGAGCAAUCAGUGAAUGUAAUUUAGCUUUAGAGGCUGUGCCAAAAUAUAGUAAAGCUUUGUUGAAAAGAGCUAGGUGCUAUGAGGCCUUGAAUAGAUUGGAUUUGGCUUUCAGGGAUGUUAGUAAUGUUUUGAGUAUGGAACCUAAUAAUAUGAUGGGUUUGGAGAUUUUGGAGAGUGUUAAGAAGGCAAUGAGUGAAAAGGGUAUUACUUUUGAUGAGAAAUUAAUUGUGAUGGAUAGUGUGGUGGAAACUGGGGUGGCACGUUUGCGUAAAGUUGUGAAAGAAAAGGUAAAGAAGAAGAAGAAGAUUAGUGGUAAAGGAGAGGAGAACAAUAUUGCUGGUGUAGUAGAAGAGAAGAAGGUGGAGAAUAAGGACAAGGUGGUUGUGCGGGAGAAGGUGAGUCCUGUUGCUAAGGAUAAAGAGGUACAUAUGAAGACUAUUGAGGAAGAAAAGGUGGUUACCGAAGAUGUUAAUGUGGAGAAAGUGAUAUCCAAGACCGUGAAGCUGGUUUUUGGCGAGGAUAUUAGAUGGGCACAAUUACCUGUGAAUUGUAGUAUUGGAUUGCUGAGAGACAUAGUUCGGGAUAGGUUUCCUCGCUUGAAGGGUGUCUUAAUGAAGUACAGGGACCCUGAGGGUGAUUUGAUUACAAUUACCACUAACAAUGAAUUAAGGUUAGCUGAAUCAUCAAGUGAUUUGCAAGGGUCUCUCAGGUUCUAUCUUGUUGAAGUCAGUUUUGAUCAAGAACCAGCUUAUGAGGGGAUGAAGAAGGAAGAGGAGGUGCAUGAGGAUGUUAAGAAAACGAGUGAAGGUGUAGAAGUUGAAAAAGGUCCAGGUGGUAUUGAUGAUUGGAUUGUUCAAUUUGCACGAUUGUUCAAGAACCAUGUUGGGUUUGAUUCUGAUUCAUGCCUGGAUCUUCAUGAACUAGGGAUGAAGUUAUACUCAGAGGCAAUGGAGGAUACUGUUACUAGUGAAGAAGCCCAGGAACUUUUCGAUGUUGCUGCUGAUAAGUUCCAAGAGAUGGCAGCUUUGGCUUUGUUCAAUUGGGGAAAUGUUCACGCGUCAAGGGCGAGGAAACAAAUCUUCUUUUCAGAAGAUGGUUCAAGGGAGUCUGUACUUGCACAGGUCAAGAGAGCAUAUGACUGGGCCAAGAAAGAAUAUACGAGGGCUGGAAUGAAAUAUCAAGAAGCUUUAAAAAUCAAACCGGAUUUCUAUGAAGGCCUUCUUGCUCUUGGGCAACAGCAGUUUGAGCAAGCAAAACUUUGCUGGUACUUUGCGAUCGGGAGCAAGAUUGAUUUGGAAAGUGGACCUGCCGAGGAGGUCCUGGAUCUGUAUAACAAGGCUGAGGACAGCAUGGAAAGGGGUAUGCAAAUGUGGGAAGAGAUGGAAGAGCAGCGUUUAAAUGGACUAUCCAAAUUUGACAAAUAUAAAGACCAGUUGCAAAAGUUGGGUUUGGAUGGCCUAUUGAGAGAUCCAUCCCCUGAAGAAGCUGCAGAGCAAGCAGCAAACAUGAGUUCACAGAUAUACCUCUUGUGGGGUACCAUGCUGUAUGAGCGUUCUGUUGUGGAAUAUAAGCUAGAGCUACCAACUUGGGAAGAAUGUUUAGAGGUUUCAGUAGAGAAGUUUGAACUUGCUGGAGCUUCUCCAACAGAUAUAGCUGUUAUGAUAAAGAACCAUUGUUCAAACUCAACAGCACUUGAAGGUUUGGGGUUCAAAAUUGAUGAGAUUGUACAGGCAUGGAAUGAAAUGUAUGAUGCAAAGAGGUGGGAGAUUGGUGUUCCUUCUUUCAGGCUAGAGCCAUUGUUUCGUCGAAGGGUUCCUAAACUUCAUGAUAUGUUGGAGCAAGUUUGAUUUUUCUGCUGAUACUAAAAAGAUGUUUAGGGGCAUGGAGCAAAUGCUUCAAUUUUCAUUUCCUCAUUUUGCAGAAGUUACCUAACUACAAGUCAAGAUAGGUAUUUUUUAGUCCUAUACUCUUACAUCCAGCACGUUGUUUGCUCUGGGGGCAAAUAAUGGACGUCUGUGUGUAUUCUUGGUUUGGAAUGUGAGUCAAGUUUGGUGAUUGGUUAUGAAGCUGGUUGUGUAAGCCACUUUUGAUUUUCUUUUCAUACAGUGUAGUUGCUGCAAUUCACAGCUGAUUGAUUUAUUCUCAAACAAUAAAAACCAUGUUGUUCUUCAUUUGUAGAGGCUCUGUGCCUGCUAUAGAUUUGAUAGUCUGCACUCUUGUAUAACAAUUCAUUCCUUUUGUAUGAAAUAAAACAAGUCUUGGUAUAA
Molecule: messenger RNA, 3036 nt
Organism: Populus nigra (black poplar)
Lineage: Eukaryota; Viridiplantae; Streptophyta; Magnoliopsida; Malpighiales; Salicaceae
Product: protein PHOX1-like
Exons: 3
Coding region: 460-2616 (718 amino acids)
Molecular function (GO): protein binding
Source: RefSeq, a predicted model, not a curated record